Messenger RNA from Camelus dromedarius (Arabian camel), 11486 nucleotides. It is a transcript of the gene MAP3K9, whose product is annotated as mitogen-activated protein kinase kinase kinase 9. Gene Ontology annotation, cellular component: cytoplasm. The coding region runs from base 359 to 3694 and encodes 1111 amino acids. Gene Ontology annotation, molecular function: MAP kinase kinase kinase activity; ATP binding; protein binding. Gene Ontology annotation, biological process: signal transduction; protein phosphorylation. NCBI's taxonomy places the organism in Eukaryota, Metazoa, Chordata, Mammalia, Artiodactyla, Camelidae. The transcript is spliced from 12 exons. The record is from RefSeq and is a predicted model, not a curated record.
GGCGCGGAGUCGGGAGCGGCGGCCAGCGGGCGGCGGCCAGCGGGCGGCGGCGGGCACCGGCAGCUUGAGCAGGUACCCGCGGCGGAGGUGGCCAGGCCGCCCCAGGGGGCGAGCGCGAAGGCAGGGGCUCCGGCCCGCCGCGCCCUCAUGCUGCGGUGAGCACUCGCGCUCGGCGCACUGGUCGCCGCGCCGCGCCAGCGCCAGCGAGCCCGCUCUCCCCGCCCAGUCAGCCCGGGCCCUACCUGCGGCCGCCGUCGGGGGAGGGGGGUGCCCCCAGCUCUGCGGAGCCGCAUGAACAAUAGGUGGCGGCGGCUCCUGCGGGCGGCGGCAGCCCCGCACCCUAUGGAUCGGCCGCUCCAUGGAGACCUCCAGAGCGCUUCUCGGCUGCCUGGCGAGCGCCGCUGCUGCCGCCCCGCCGGGGGAGGAUGGAGCGGGGGCUGGGGCCGAGGAGGAGGAGGAAGAGGAGGAGGAGGCGUUGGCGGCCCCCGGGGAGCUGGGUUCCGACACGCCGCUGCCCUACUGGACAGCCGUGUUCGAGUACGAGGCGGCGGGCGAGGACGAGCUGACCCUGCGACUGGGCGACGUGGUGGAGGUGCUGUCCAAGGACUCGCAGGUGUCCGGCGACGAGGGCUGGUGGACCGGGCAGCUGAACCAGCGGGUGGGCAUCUUCCCCAGCAACUACGUGACCCCACGCACCGCCUUCUCCAGCCGCUGCCAGCCCGGCGGCGAAGACCCCAGUUGCUACCCGCCCAUUCAGUUGUUAGAGAUUGAUUUUGCGGAGCUAACCCUGGAAGAGAUUAUUGGCAUCGGGGGCUUUGGGAAGGUCUAUCGUGCUUUCUGGAUAGGGGAUGAGGUCGCCGUGAAAGCAGCUCGCCACGAUCCCGAUGAGGACAUCAGCCAGACCAUAGAGAAUGUUCGCCAGGAGGCCAAGCUCUUCGCCAUGCUGAAGCACCCCAACAUCAUUGCCCUCCGGGGGGUGUGUCUGAAGGAACCCAACCUCUGCUUGGUCAUGGAGUUUGCUCGUGGAGGGCCUUUGAAUAGAGUGUUAUCUGGAAAAAGGAUUCCCCCAGACAUCCUGGUGAACUGGGCCGUGCAGAUUGCCAGAGGGAUGAACUACUUACAUGAUGAGGCAAUUGUCCCCAUCAUCCACCGCGACCUUAAAUCCAGCAACAUAUUGAUCCUCCAGAAGGUGGAGAACGGAGACCUCAGCAACAAGAUUCUCAAGAUCACCGACUUUGGGCUGGCUCGGGAAUGGCACCGAACCACCAAGAUGAGCGCGGCAGGGACGUAUGCUUGGAUGGCACCCGAAGUCAUUCGUGCCUCCAUGUUUUCCAAAGGCAGCGAUGUGUGGAGCUACGGGGUGCUGCUCUGGGAGCUGCUGACCGGUGAGGUGCCCUUCCGAGGAAUCGAUGGCUUAGCAGUUGCUUAUGGGGUGGCCAUGAACAAGCUCUCCCUUCCUAUUCCUUCCACGUGCCCGGAACCUUUUGCCAAACUCAUGGAAGAUUGCUGGAAUACCGACCCCCAUUCACGACCAUCUUUCACCAAUAUCCUGGACCAGCUGACUACCAUAGAGGAGUCUGGUUUCUUUGAAAUGCCCAAGGACUCCUUCCACUGCCUGCAGGAUGACUGGAAACAUGAGAUUCAGGAGAUGUUUGACCAACUCAGGGCCAAAGAAAAGGAGCUCCGCACCUGGGAGGAGGAGCUGACACGGGCCGCGCUCCAGCAGAAGAACCAGGAGGAGCUGCUGCGGCGCCGGGAGCAGGAGCUGGCCGAGCGGGAGAUCGACAUCCUGGAACGUGAGCUCAACAUCAUCAUCCACCAGCUGUGCCAGGAGAAGCCCCGGGUGAAGAAACGCAAGGGCAAGUUCAGGAAGAGCCGGCUGAAGCUCAAGGACGGAAACCGCAUCAGCCUCCCUUCCGACUUCCAGCACAAGUUCACGGUGCAGGCCUCCCCCACCAUGGAUAAAAGGAAAAGUCUCAGCAGCAGCCGCUCCAGCCCUCCGGCAAGCCCCACCAUCAUCCCGCGCCUCCGUGCCAUCCAGUAUUGCAUCCGACCUUUGUUAUUCACAGUGACACCAGGCGAAAGCAGCAAAACCUGGGGCCGGAGCUCUGUCAUCCCGAAGGAGGAGGGGGAGGAGGAGGAGAAGAGGGCCCCGAAGAAGAAGGGACGGACGUGGGGGCCGAGUUCGCUCGGUCAGAAGGAGUUUGCCUCGGGAGACGAAGGAUCCCCUCAGAGACGUGAGAAAGCUAAUGGUUUAAGUACCCCAUCAGAAUCGCCACAUUUCCACUUGGGCCUCAAGUCCCUGGUAGAUGGAUACAAACAGUGGUCGUCCAGUGCCCCCAACCUGGGGAAGGGCCCUAGGAGUAGUCCAGCCCUACCAGGGUUCACCAGCCUUAUGGAGAUGGAGGACGAGGACAGUGAAGGCCCACGGUGUGGGGAGAGUCGUCUGCAGCAGUCACCCAACCAGUCCUACCUCUGUAUCCCAUUCCCUCGCGGGGAGGAUGGGGAUGGCCCCUCCAGCGAUGGCGUCCACGAGGAGCCCACCCCAGUCAACUCAGCCUCCAGUACCCCUCAGCUGACGCCAACCAACAGCCUCAAGAGGGGCAGCCCCCAUCACCGCCGCUGUGAGGUGGCUCUGCUUGGCUGUGGGGCAGUCCUCGCAGCCACAGGCCUCGGCUUUGACCUGCUGGAAGCUGGCAAGUGCCAGCUGCUGCCGCCGGAGGAGACGGAGCCUCCGGCCCGGGAGGAGAAGAAGAGGCGCGAGGGUCUAUUCCAGAGAGCCAGCCGUCCUCGUCGGAGCACCAGCCCCCCAUCCCGGAAGCUCUUCAAGAAGGAAGAGCCCAUGCUGUUGCUAGGAGACCCCUCUGCCUCCCUCACGCUGCUCUCUCUCUCCUCCAUCUCCGAGUGCAACUCGACCCGCUCCCUGCUGCGAUCCGACAGCGAUGAGAUUGUGGUGUACGAGAUGCCCGUCAGCCCGCUGGAGGCCCUGCCCCCGAGCCCCUGCACCCGCAACCCUCUGGUCAACGUGCGAGUGGAGCGCUUCAAGCGAGACCCUAACCAGUCCCUGACCCCCACCCACUUCACCCUCACGGCCCCCGCACAGCCCAGCGCUCACCGGCGGACUCCUUCCGAUGGGGCCCUCAAGCCCGCGGCCCCUCCAGCCAGCAGGAGCCCCUCCAGCAAUGGGCUGAGCCCCAGUCCCGGAGCAGGAAUGUUGAAAACCCCCAGCCCCAGCCGAGACCCAGGUGAAUUUCCCCGCCUCCCUGACCCCAACGUGGUCUUCCCACCAACCCCAAGGCGCUGGAACACACAGCAGGACUCUACCUUGGAGAGACCCAAGACCCUGGAGUUUCUGCCUCGGCCACGCCCUUCUGCCAACCGGCAACGGCUGGACCCAUGGUGGUUUGUGUCCCCCAGCCAUGCCCGUAGCGCCUCCCCGGCCAACAGCUCCAGCACGGAGACGCCCAGCAACCUGGACUCUUGCUUUGCCAGCAGCAGCAGCACCGUGGAGGAACGACCUGGGCUGCCAGCCCUGGUCCCAUUCCAGGCGGGGCCGCUGCCCCCCGCCGAGCGGACGCUCCUGGACCUGGAUGCAGAGGGCCAGAGCCAGGACAGCACCGUGCCGCUGUGCAGGGCAGAACUGAACACACACAGGCCGGCCCCUUAUGAGAUCCAGCAAGAGUUCUGGUCUUAGCAUGAAAAGGUUUGGGGGUGGGUGGAGUGGGGGAAACAGGAGGAGAAGGGGGAGCUGGCUGGCACAGCCCUCCCUCAGAAUGGGACCCCCUGAGCUCCAGCCCUACUUCUUGCACUGAGAAUGCACUUUGAAGAUGGAAGGGGUGGAAGCAGGGCCCUUCUUCCCGUGUCCACCAGAGGGGCUGUGGCCGUCAGCUCUGGCUGUGUAGGGGAGGGAGGGGUGCGUGCAUGUCCCCCCACCCCUCCUCAGUCUUCCUUGCCUUCAGGGUGACCCUGCAGAGUCACUCAGCCGAAUCUGUCUGCUGCUCCUCCUCUGCCCCCCGGGGUCCCUCUGUUAGCCCUGAGUUCAGCCUUCCCAAACACCAGUGUUGGAUGCUCUGUGGUUGACUUUGCUCCUCUUCCGCAUUCCUCCCUGACACUCACGACUCAGAAUCUCGUUGGCGUGAGAUGCGCGCUCCUCCACGUCCUGAGCCCUUUGGUGCCAGCUGGGGACUGAAGGCAAGCUGCCCAGUGUCGGGCACAGGAAUUGAUGGAGGUGGGACCACCUGCCUGCACUUCCAGGAGCCCCACUUAAUUAUUUGAGCCUACGUUCAGUGGUCAGGGGUCAUGGACCUGCCUCCGUGAGAGCUGGGGGAAGGGAGGGAGUUAGGAAAUACAGUCGAGUUGCAGUAAAGAGGGUAACAGAGUCUGUCUGUCCUCAUUCCUUUUGUAAACAUUCAAAUAAGGGCAGAAACCAGCACAUGUUGACAGCACCCUUCUACCUGGGCCCCGGACAUGGUCAGACCAGGUUCUGAUACAAACACACGCUCAUCCCAGGAAGAGUUCCUAGGGAGACUCUGGUGCCAGUUCUGAAGCCCGAGAUAGUUCCUUUGUUUGUCCCUUUUGUCGUCUAAUCUGUGUGUGUUUUUCCUUUCCCUUGAGCUUUCCUUCUGUCCCUGGAAUGAGUGGACGCGGGGUUGUGUGUGUGGUUGGGAGACAUCUCUGUACUGCACCAGGACAGCAUGUGGGCGUGGGUCCUGGGCACUGGGAGCUGGGCCUGUGGCAAAUCCUCAUCCAGUCAUCCAUUCUGUGAUGCCUUUGAAGUAAAAUGGAGCCAUCAGUAGAACCUUCCGUAAAUGGGCAUGGUGAGGUGAUGAUGUGUGUAAGAGGCCCAGUGAGCCCGAUGUGCAGUGACCUUCAAGUCCCAAGCACUGGAGACCGACCAAGGCCUCUUGUCUCUGUGCACGGACAGCCCCCUGUGCUGGGCUCUGGACCAUGAGCUGGGGUAGAAAGGACAACAGAGACCCACCCCGACUUUUCUGAAAUUUGUUUCCUUAACUAGAAGGUUAAGCUUCUUCUGGAGCAUUCUCACGUGUGUCUUUGCUGUUCCUCUUACCUGGAGCCGCCUGUGUCGAGUGUGACCAGUUGUCUUCAUGUGGGAGUAACAACUUGCCUGGGAGUCGAGCCCCUCUCCCAAAGCCGCUCGCCCUGUCGCUGCACUGUCCUUCAUCCUGGAAUAUUUCUCUGGAGGCGCUGGAGGCCCCCCUUCAGGUUCCUUGCGUUUGCUGCCUGGAUGCCAGGACAGGAGAGGUGACACUGGUGUGGGGGGUGGGGUGGAUUUGGUCCCUCUUCUCUCUGUGACUCUGAUAGAUGCCCUGCCCUGAGGAUGACCCAAGGAGUGACCGUGGUUUUCAAGUUGUUCCUGGUUUUACGAGCCCACUGGCAGGCACUUUGGCUCGAGGGCCCCACCUCGUCUCGGGAAGGGAGGCACUGUUGGUUUUGUUGCCCAGGGUUUUGUUAUUGAAUCUCAUCUCUCUCUGUCUCGCUGUUCAGCAAAGACAGUAGGUAAGAGGUGUUUCCCCCCAUCCCCCAUUCUUCGGCUGGAAGGAUAGGAAGUCUGAAUCCAGUCAGCAGUCCUGGCCAAUCAAGGGGCUUCUUCAUUUCUGAAGGGGAGAGGGACAUGAUCUGUUCUGUGCCCUUCCCUGGGACUCUCCUUAGCCCCAGGGCCUAAGCCACCGACGUGUCUGUAGACCCUGGGCCCCACUGAACGGCCCUCUGGUGGACGCAGCCUACAGUGUGAUCCAGACCACACUGGCUCUGUGCUCUGUGGUGUGAGGCAAGGGUUCUUCCUCUGCUCACUUUCUCCUUUUGGUCAUUUUGUUAGAUUGCAGCCAGCUGUCUUGGAAGUGGUAGUGUCGCUGAUGUGGUGUAACCUGAGUAAUGGCUACUUGCUGUUGAGUGAGAGGUCACACCCAGUUCUUCCUCAUCCAUAUUUGCGGAAGAGAUGGAAAUGCUGGGACUCUGCUAAGGAUGGAAUUUACCUGCAAGAGGCAGAAGCAGAGUUAUUCUGAAGAUUCUUCUGUGGGCUUCCAUGAAGAUGGAGGAGUUACCAUCUCUCAGCUCCUUCAGACCAAGUCUCCAAGGGGCCCCUGCCUGCCACACUCUCUCCCUGUCGGGCAAGGCUAGGGUGGGGUGAGGAUCCUACAUAGUGACAGGUUUGGGUUGCUUUCCAUACAUUCAUCUUCCCUCACCUCCAGGAUCGUGGGCAGGGUCAGACCUUGGAGCGAGGGUCCAGCCUCUGCAGCGAUGUGAGCUGGUAUUCCCUCCCCUUUCCUCAGACGCUUUCCCACCGCCCUUGGCCGGUGCUCCCUACAUGGAAGAUGGUGGUAGGAAACAGAGACUGCCCUCUGCCCCUUCUCCUUGGCUCCCUCAGCUCCUCCCACUGAUUCUACAUAGGGCGAUCCUCUGUCCUUGGGGAUCCAGGACACUGCCAGGGGCUGAGUAGAUGUCCCAGUUAUCUUCGUAUGUUACAUCUAGGAGGUUUUGACGGAUGCUCUUAGCAUCAUAUCCUUCAGUAUCCCGAAAGUCUGAUGAUGAUGAUGGUGGUGGUGGUGGUGGUACCUCACAUUUGGAUGGCUCAGAAUAGUGCUCACCUCUCCUCCUGACCUUUACAAAAUUACAUCGUCUUCCUCCUGCAUUUGAUAUACUUGCUGGUAGACAAGGGAUAUGCUUAAAGUUGAAGAUUCGAGUGAAGAGAAAUGGAAAAGCUGCCUGGACUGAUUGCUGAGUUGGUACCAGGCUCUGAGAGCUGAACAGAUUGGCUCUAUUCUCCACUCUGCUUUUGGUGUUUGACCUCAGGCUAGUCUCUUAGCCCCUCUCAGAUUUCCUCCUUGUAAAAGCGACCAUCACCUGCUUCCCUCACAAGGGCAAGAGAGUGUGUAUCAGAGCAGGUCUGUGAAGCCUGUGGCUCCCUGCCAGCGACUAGGAUGAACUGCUGAAGUUAACAGUGUGGUUCUCACCACCUUUGCCUCUGGGCGGUUUGCCUACUAUUUCUUCCUUAGGCUUGUGGAAGAGGGGUGCUGUGCAGUUGGCUUAGCAUGACUAAUGGGGGCUACGGGCAGGCACAUGCUCUUCUGCUGCAUUUAUGUAGCACCUGGUGUUUACAAGCAUCCUUCCUAACUCCCCCACUUAACUAGUCAGGCUGAACAUCCCUACCGUUAAUGUCUUACAAAGGAGGGAAUGGGAGGUGGGGAGCUGGAAGCAGCAUCACAGUGACAGUCUGGGGGUCUGUCAUUUCUUGGAGUCAUUCCCAGAGUCUGAUUUGUUUAGAGACUGGAAUCACACCAGUGCCUGGAAGAGUCUUUGGAAGGGGGUCUGCUGGCCCUUGAGACAUGUCAUGGUGUGGGGUUCCUCACAAGGCCCCCUUUCCCUCAGACUGCAGUUGCUCAGGGACACAACAAAUACCCCAAGAGCACCUAGGCCUGACUUUGUGUUAACACUCUUGUCCACAGCCCUCCCCCCCCCAUUAGAGGCUCCUUCCCCCCACCCUCCCCCAUGAGGAGGGAGACAUACUCCUAACUCUUCAAAUCACAGGGCAACUGAUCCUGAAGAUUGGGUGGCUGUGAAUGGUACACUUCAGGGUUGAAAGAUCCAUCCACAGGCUCCUCCUGAAUACAGAACCUUGACUUUCCCGCAUGUGUUUCAUGAAGCCUGUGCCUUUGACUCAGGUGUGUGAGGGCCCCAUUGGGCAGGUCAGACGCACCAUUGCCUCUUGAAGGAUUUGGGGGGAGAAGCAGGUGCUGCCACUUCUGUAGUGCCAGGCUUUUCCUGAGGGCUGUGCCAGACACUGGAACAGGGUCAAGGAGAGAGCAGCCCACAGCACCUUGUACGUGACCGUGGCAGCCUGAGUGGCUGGAAUCUGGUGAUCUGAGCUGCCCACCUACUAGCUGUGUGAGGUUGCAGGCAUCGCUCCCCCUGUCUGGACCUCUGAGCCCAACAACCGUGAACUGAGGAUGAUGCAACUUUCCCCACUGGAAACAUGAAGACUUUCUAGCUUGAAACGUGUGGUCCUGGGGCCCCAGGUCCCGCACUGAUAAGCCUCCCUUUGCUAGAUUGCUUCUGUCUGUGGAUAAAUGUGUGCGUGUGGUUGGGGGUCAGAAACAGUCGAAUGUUGGUGGUUUCAUAUGGUUUGACCUGCUGGAUCCCCUGCCUCUCUCCUAGGGUUCAGGCCUGAGAUGACGUCAAGCUGCAGUUACUGUGAGGAGCACAGUCCCACAUCUCUCCUGUUGAACAGGUGGUUGUUAUCUUAGGUAAGGAAUUCAGAUUAGUAAAAAUCCACAUGGGAAGGGGAAACCCACUGCUACUUCCGGGGAGUCCUCAGUCCUGGGCUUUUCCCCGGCCCAGCCGCCUGGGUGCUCACCACCUUAGGCAUUGGCUUUGAAGGCAGGCGGUGGAAACUGGAGUCCUGGCUGAUUAAGGCAAUUAACGAGGCUUGGGGGCCUACUUAGGCUGACCCAGCCCUGGGCUUCUGCUUGGCUGUGCAGGCAACGUGAGCCUCUCACCCACUUCUCAGACUGAGUAUUUUCCAUUUGUCCUGAUGUGCUAUUGACAGGCCCCACCCCCUGCUUCGUCCAUUUCUGGUCUUGGGUCUGGAAGCACCUGGCCUCCCUAGGCUGCUGGGCGAGCCCCGCCUGAUUUGUUCUUCCGAAGGUUAGGCUGCUCCUUGGUCUGGAGCCAGUAAGACUGGUCCUUCCUGAUUCUUUCUGGCUGUGAUUCCCUGCAUCCCCUGCCUUUGGCCUUGUUUUGGGUCUUUUGUUCCUAACUGCAGCUAGAAAUAGAGAAGAGCCUCGGGGCCCAGAUGGUUUCCAGAGCCGAGAGCUUUUCCACGCCUCUCUUUGUUUCUCUUGGAAACAGACUUGCCUUUCCCCUGACCCAGUCUCCCUCCUGAUGGGUCUGACCCACCCUCCCUACAAACACCCACAGCCCAGUCUUACUACACUGAUUGGCAGGCAUGGAUCUGACAACUGGAUAAAUGUAUCAGGACGACACGUGGAGUACAGUUCCUGAGGUUCAGAGACAAGCCUUUGCUGUUGGGAUGAGUGGGGUGGACAUCCAGGAAAUCUGAACCCAGAGGUCAGACUGGUUUAACCACAGCAGUCCUGGCAGAUGCUGGCCCCUGUGGGUAUGGCAGUCUUGCUGUACACUUCCUGAAGUCCAAGACCAAGUUUCAGAAGGAGUAUGUUGCCCACGUUCCUAAAAUCCUUCACCCCUUUGCAUCUGCUUUGACAGAUCCUGACUUUAUUUAAAGUUUGGAUAUUGUAUUCAUCAUGGAUUUUUCAUUAAUUUAAAUUUUUAAAUAUAUUGUAUUGAAAUGUGAUUUAUCUUGAUAACUGAGUUUUUUGGGUGCCCCUCGCCCCUGCCUUGAAUUUUAUAUGGAAGGUGAGUGCCUCACUCACUUUAUCCUCGCCUCAGCCCGGCCUGCCCCCCACCCUGAUCUGUGAGCAAGUGCAGGCAGAGUUGUGAGGUGGAUUUAGGGGUUUUUUUCUGGUUGCCCUUCCCAUAGGUCCUGAGUCAGGUGGUAGGUAGCUCUCUGGAAGUGUUUGCAUUUAAAUAGGAAUGUGUUGACCCGACAGUAGUGGGACACCUAGGACAGUUUUUGGCCUUGGACCUGUGACUGGGGUGACUUUUUCUUGGUGUCCUCUAGCUUUCUUUCUGCCUCUGAAACCCUGUAACCACUUGGAGGGGUGUAUGUGCUGUAAGGGAAAGGGAAGUGAUUACAGUGGAGAGGAUGCUUUAGAGUCUCAUCUGAAACCUCCUUGGGACAUCUCUGAAUUUCCAGAGAAGCAAAUAAAUCAUUCUGCCUCCAAUCAUUCUGCCUCCCAGUUUCAGGAAGGACUGAAGAGGACGGAAGCAUUCUGACUCCCUUGCAUGCCCAGGGCAGCUUCGCUAGCGCUGUGCCUGGCCCUCAGUGACCUUCAUAAUACCGGUCACAUCACCUCCAUCAGUACCCUUUGUAUCCUUUUCGCUAUCAUUAUGAUGCUCUGUCGUCUUUAUUUUACUUUCAUCUUUUCUCUUUACCUCCAGUCCCAGAAGCUUCACUGGCUAGGGUUCUUUUCUUCAUCACUCUCAGAAUGGGGUGUGGGUUUAUCCUGCCCUGGGAAUGGGGGCUGACAAUAAAUUAUAUGAAAGCGUUCCAUUUCUCCUACGGGGGAGGUGCCAUCCUAGACAUUUACAUUCUUUUCUCAUCUUUUUUUAGACUCUCCGUCAUCCUAGGGGGUGGGGUGGGGGUGAGGGGUAUUACCUUCAUCUGAGGAUGUGGAAACGGUCUCAGAUGGUUACGUGACACGCCCAAGGUGAUGCGGCUAGGAGGUGGCGUUGCUGAUCUGCUGAGCUCCAGAGCUGCCUCUCGUUUUCCUCUGAGUGUAUUUUAGGCCACUGUUUAGAAGCUUUGGGAUAAAAUCAGCCUAGCUUUGGUCCACUGAGGCUUUGAGGUGGCUCUUUGUCCAAGGAUGAGUUGUCCUACGGCUAACCCAUCAUCUGCCUUUGUGACUGGAGGCUCCCAGCGGGACUGGCAGCUGCCCCAGGGCUCAGCCAGCUGCCUCUCUGCCUGGCUGCUUCCUGUGCCACCAUUUCCCCCAUGAUUGUUCAGGGACCUGUCCCACGUGAGAGCUGAACAUGUCAAUUCUGUAGCUCUUCUCCCAGGACCACCGAAGACCUGUGGGUCUCUCCACUCUGUUUCCAGCCCACAGCUGCCCCAUUACUGCUCUUUGCCACAGCUUCAACCCAUGUCCCUCCCAGUCUCGAGUUAGGAAGCCUCGGUUGUAGCUUCUCUGUGGGAACUUGAAAUUGGGCUUUUGUCUUUUUAUUGUAUCGAGCCAUAUGCCCUUGGUAUCCAGUUGUAGCAAAGAAGGGAGGUGAUGAUCUUGUCAACUUUCUCCUCUAAUCUUUCUCACUACCCACCCUAAACACACACACGUGCAUGCACACGCGCACUCAUGCUUAUACUCACAGACGCAUGCACACACACUCACACAGAUUUAGUCUGAGACUGUAUCAGUAUCUUCUAGAAGGUUAAGGAAAGGAGCCGGAGGUGGGUUUUACUUAAUUCGCAGAAAAGAUUUCUUUGGGAUUUUCCUCCCCUUUAGAGCCUUUGAGUCUAGGUAAAGUGAAGUUCACACACAUGCUGGUUUUGUUCCUCAGUAAUUAGCCACGAGUUUCCCUCCCUAGGCCUUCCCUGCUCCCGUGUCUUGUCCACGUGUGCUGACCUCAUGUCCUUGAAUUCCCAUUUUGCUUUGGGAUUUAAGUUAUUGUAAUUUGUCAACAAUAUUUAAAAAUAGGAAAGUCCUGAAGGAAACUUAUCAGGGUCUUUGGCUUUUUUUUUUUUUUUUCAAGGUACUGUAAAUUGUUCACUAGGGACGCCAAGCAGGCUUGGUUCAAUGGCUAAACCUCUUAUCGUAUUACAGUGUAAUGCUGAUCUCAGCCUGGUCUCACCACCAGAGCACAUACAGACUUGAAUAAAACUGUUAUAACAAUGA